AUGUAUUCACAGGCGGAUUCAGACGGUCUGAACAUUAAGGAUUAUUACGCGUGGAUCGGCCUGUUCAGAGAGAGGAUCAACUUUUCCUCUUGGACUCACUGGAUCUGGUCGAACAGAGAUGGAACCAGCUUCAGGGCCUGGGCACAUGAUGAACCCGACUCCAGUGACGGCUGCGUCCAUGUUUCUUCUGACGUGAUCUCAAGUGUUUACGGAACCACCUGUGACCGAUAUUAUUUCUUCAUCUGUCACGACCCCCACGACGACCAUUACCAUUACACGUUUAUACCUCAGUCCAAGACGUGGUCGGAGGCCCAGACGUACUGCAAGGACGUUCACACCGAUCUGUCAACUUUCAAAAAGGGCUCCGACCUGGAGAAGGCGAUACUUCCACAGGACUUUCCUGUCUGGACGGGACUGCACAGAGACGAGGGAGCGUGGAAGUGGAGCAGAGGCUUGUCGGAGUACAGACGUUGGUCAGCAGCUGAGCCGAGCAACAACAAAGGCGACUGUGCCUCCAUCUCUUCUCUGGGUAAAAAGAUGUCCGCCAGAAACUGCUCCACCCGCUUCCCCGUCCUCUGCUACUGGGACAACCUGGUCCUGGUGAAGGAGAACAAGACGUGGGAGGAGGCGCUGGAACACUGCAGAGCGCUCAGGGGGGGGAACAGGAACCACGAGCUGGUCAGCGUGCAGCCUGGACAGGAGCAUAGCUACAUGAUGAAGAGGGUCAUGGAGGCCGACACUGACGAGGUGUGGACAGGCCUUCGAUUCCUGGCCGGUGAUUGGUUGUGGGUGAACGGGGCAGUCUUGUUGUACUCUGGCCUGCCCGUCUGCCCCCUGGAGCAGCAGCACUGUGGAACCUUAUCCAAGCAAGACACCGGCAGCGUCGAGAUCAGAGACUGUUCGGAGACAAGGAACUUCCUUUGUUACACCUUUUAAUGACCUUCAACACCACCAGAAUGUUCUGCUUCCACCGCCUCUGUCCAAUGACUCAGUUUGAGUUUUGGAUCUUUAGAUGCUAGAUGUCAAACUGUAUUUACGGAAGACUUCGAUGAAACUUCUUCUAAAAAUGUUAU
Messenger RNA from Hippoglossus stenolepis (Pacific halibut), 1073 nucleotides. Its product is annotated as putative C-type lectin domain family 20 member A. The record is from RefSeq and is a predicted model, not a curated record. NCBI's taxonomy places the organism in Eukaryota, Metazoa, Chordata, Actinopteri, Pleuronectiformes, Pleuronectidae. The transcript has 4 exons. Bases 1 to 936 code for a protein of 311 amino acids.